Setaria italica (foxtail millet) is the source of this 1625-nucleotide messenger RNA. RefSeq lists its product as uncharacterized. The transcript is spliced from 6 exons. Lineage: Eukaryota; Viridiplantae; Streptophyta; Magnoliopsida; Poales; Poaceae. The record is from RefSeq and is a predicted model, not a curated record. The coding region runs from base 173 to 1351 and encodes 392 amino acids.
GCCCCCAAGGCCCCAAGACGACUCCGUUUUCCCAGCGCCGUCUCCGACGCCCUCCGCAUCCACAGCCACCGUGAGCUUCUCCGUCCGAGCUCCUCCGAUUCGUGCUCGUCCAGCUCUGGUGUGUAGUGGUAGGCGGCCGGCGACGAGAAAUUUCGCGGACUGAGGAACCCCCAUGCCGGACGUGAAGCCCGCCGCUGCCGCUACCACCGGCGCCAAGGCGGUGGCUGGUGACUCAGCUUCCCCUGCGGCUGCUCCUGCUCAGACUCCUGCGGCCGCUCCUGCUCCGACUCCUGCAGCCACCAACGGCAAUGGGACACCACAGAAGCUGCCUCCUGUCCCUGCCGCGGCCUUCGACAUGCCCAAGCCCAACCUCCGGGGUCUCAACAAGCCCAAGUGCAUUCAGUGCGGCAACGUCGCUCGCUCCCGGUGCCCGUUCCAGUGCUGCAAGGCCUGCUGCUACAAAGCCCAGAACCCUUGCCACAUUCAUGUUCUGAAGCAGACCAACACAUUGCCAGAUAAGCCAUCACCUACUACUGCUCCUGUGACAGAACAGGCAUCUACCAAUUUACCUGCAACCGGUUCAUCAUCAAGGCUAGCUUGCUUGCAGAAGCUUCCCCACCAUUUUCUGAAUUCUCUCCGAACAAAAAAGUCGCUUGGUAAAAAGGAUGUUGCAAGCAUAAACAAGUGGAUGUUUAUGAAGUUAAAGGAACAUAUGCAAGGAGAUGUUGAUGCUGAAAAUGAAGCAUAUGAGAGGUAUACACAGAAUGUUGGACUACUGGAGGAAACAUUCUGUCCCAUGGAAGAUGCUGCUGCUGAACCUGAACCUGAAGCAACUUCUUCAGAAGAAGAAAGGAUGGACUUGUUGGUUUCGGAGGCAAAGGUGAGGCUGAAGUCAGAUAACGAAAAUGCAGAUAGCUUCAAGGAGAGGAUUGCCACUAUCUUGGCCCAGAAGCUGAAGAAACUGCAUGAGAGUCAAAGCACCUAUGAGGAUGACAAGCCAGCUGAUCAAAGCCAGGAUGAUCAUACAACCCCAGUGAAGCUUAGCACAAAGCAGAAGAUGGAGAAAGCUGCAAAGUUUAAUGAACUGCUUGGUAAGAUGAUGAGAGCACGGAGUGAGGACGAUUUAAAGCCUUGCCGUGAUCUUAUCGAACAGCUGUUUGGAAAGGAGGAUGGUUCGUCCAUGGACAAGUCAAACAGAAUGGAAACGGAGCCGAGCAACCAAGAGUCAGCUGCAGCAACAGCACAGCCAUAUUCUUUCCCAAAGCUGUGCACUAGGAUAGAAGUUGAUGAGGAUUUCGCCGCCAAGGUCGAUGCUGAAUUCUCUUCUCUGAGUGAGGUCGUGCAGCUAUGAACCUGAAACCUGGGCCUGAUCCCUGUGUCACUGUUCAGUAGGUGUUAAUGUGUUAUCACAGACACACAACUUCUUUGGUGCGUACUAACUUGAUAGUAUAAUGCGUCUGUGUAGUGACCUGUCAUUUAGUGUAGCUGUUUGCAGUGAAGCCAAAUCGGCGUGGCAGUUAGAGUGAUGCUGCGUUUCUUAUACCCUGUUUCUUGAGCUGUGUAACUGUGUUUGUUCUGAUAACAUGAAGCAUGAAUAGAAUGGUUGUCUCAGUUAAAAAUAGCAA